AUGGCCAGUGCUUUGAAGCAGCGCGGCAUCGCGGCAGCUUGGACAGUUGCCGGUGCUGCUGGGUGCGGAGUUGCUUACACACUCCAUCGGAACUUCGAGCAGCGCCUUCCCUGUGUCCAGCUUGCGCUGAGGAAGCUCGAGGAUCCGUCAAUAAACACAGGCCUCGGAAGCCAACUUCAAUUGAGUGCUUGGCCACGGCGUGGACACGUUGACAAAACUGCUGGCUUGAUGCGUGCGCACUUCAGGGUGCAGAGUUCCGACGGCGAUGUUGCAGAUGUCCUGGUUUCAGCCAUACGCGACAAGACAACUCACGAGGCGUCGGAGCCAAGGGAAGAAGAUGAUGAUGCAGAGGAGCAUGGCAAUUACUGGUUUCGCCCUUGGGAGUUAAAGAAAGGCUUUUUACAAAGGGUGCGACUUCUCCGACAAGGGUUUUUCAGCAGCAGCGAGGAGGAGAUGCAGCCUGCAUCUAUGUGGAAGCUUGAAACACUAGUCGUUCUGGAGGGCGAGACUUCCGCGCAGAUUCCCCGUGUGCUGCAAGGAGACCCGUCAGGAUUGCCAGAGUAUGAAACCAUGUGUGUCCGGCGCGAUGUCACCUCCAAGAGUGAUCGGUCCAGGACCAACUUGAAGAUAGCUCUCUGCUUGUCUGUCCUUGGAACCCUCGUUGCAGCGGGCAGCCGAAUGCUGAGAUCCCUUCGAAUAUCGCAGAGUUACGGCUUUGUCAGGAAGUCUGUUCUAGAAAAUCGCAGCGUGCAAGCAGUGCUUGGCCCUUCGCAGAUCGAGUCAUGUACUGGCAAAUUCACGCCCACCUUCAUCGAUGCACGUUUGCGGUUAAUAGGUUCCAGUGGAACCAUUGCAGAUGUAGUUGUUGCUGCCUCUCGCGACUCUUCACAUCAACUGUGGCAUGUCGCUGUUGCUCGCAUGACUGUAGGUGGCGUGGCAUGUAACCUUGACCUGCCAGCCCGUUGA
Messenger RNA from Symbiodinium necroappetens, 966 nucleotides. The record is from the annotation of a GenBank genome assembly. Lineage: Eukaryota; Dinophyceae; Suessiales; Symbiodiniaceae.